Triticum turgidum subsp. durum (durum wheat) is the source of this 1212-nucleotide messenger RNA. The record is from the annotation of a GenBank genome assembly. NCBI's taxonomy places the organism in Eukaryota, Viridiplantae, Streptophyta, Magnoliopsida, Poales, Poaceae.
AUGGUGGAGAGCGUGGCAGCAACGCCGUCGGAGGAGCAAGGCCGCGGCGGCGGCCUGUCGCUGCCUCCGGGGUUCAGGUUCCACCCCACCGACGAGGAGAUCAUCACGAGCUACCUCCUGCGCAAGUUCCUCGACCCUAGCUUCGUCUCCCGCGCCGUCGGCGAGGUCGACCUCAACAGCUGCGAGCCGCGAGAUCUCCCAGGCAAGGCCAACAUGGGGGAGAAGGAGUGGUACUUCUUUGUGCACAAGGACCUCAAGUACCCCACCGGGAGCCGGGCCAACCGCGCCACCAAGGAGGGCUACUGGAAGGCCACCGGCAAGGACAGGGAGAUCUUCAAGCCCCGCGCCCGCGAGCUCGUCGGGAUGAAGAAGACGCUCGUGUUCUACAGGGGCCGCGCGCCCCGCGGCGCCAAGUCUGAGUGGGUCAUGCACGAGUUCCGCCUCGAAGGCAAGUCCAGAGGCCAAACCAUGAACAAUCCCAAGGACGAAUGGGUGGUGUGCAAGGUGUUCAACAAGAAGGGGGAGGCCAAGGCGGCGAGGGCCGCCGACGUGGACGCCGAGUACUCCGCCGUGACGACGCCGAACUCUAGCUCGGUCGUCGACGCCGGCGAGGGCGCCGGAGACUUCACCGACUCCAUGUUCACGAUCGACCCGCUCUGCUACAUCCCCAACUCCGACGAGUACACAAGCAACCAGCCGCCGGCCAAGACGACGACGUCCACCACCACCAACAGUGCGGCGCCGCCGUACAACGCGGACUACUACUACCCGUCCGUUCCUACUACAGCUGGAAGCUUCAACCUCAUGUCUAACUACAGCUUGACCAACGCCACAAGCAACGCGCAAACGUCCACCGCCAUGGCCAGCUCAGUCCCGGCAACAAGCGGCUCCUCCUGGCAGCACAUGCUUAUGAAUACGGCGCCGCAUGGCGGGAUGAUGGGAAGAAGAAGCUACGACGUCAACCUCCAUGAGCAGCAGGCGAUCAUGAUGAGAGCCCUAGGUGGUGUCGUUGGCGCCCAAAACUUCGGUGAGCCGGCAAAGGGUCUGCAGUUGCCGAGCUCCGCGGUGACCGCCGGCAGUGUUCCGCCUCAGCAGGGCAAGCUCGGGAGCUACGACGACGGUGAAUUUCCCUAUGGGAAUUAUGAUCUUGCUUCUGCCGCUAUGAGUGGACGCCCAGCUGCUGCUAAUAAUCUUGGUCCUAGGUUUUACUGA